UACUCAGGCUGACAGUGAGAGAGAACUAAGCUUGGUGUUGUCCUUCACUGCCUGAGCUCUUCCUUCUUUUGAAACCUGACUGAAGACACCCCACUUGGUGGAGAUCUACCUCUUUUUGAAUUUUAGCCAGCUGGUCAACAUGUUGCUUCGGACUCCUGCUUUGCUCCUCCUCUGUGUGUCCAUGGGCAUGAGUGCCACUUUGGGUUACUACCAAACUGAAGCCACUGAAGAGGGGGAAGCUGCUGCUUUAAACACCCAAGCUGCUCCUCUAGAUUCUGCUUUGAGUGAUAAAAUAUCAGCAUAUGAUCAGGGAGCUGACCUACCUGAAGUGGACCAAGCCAAAGGGUCAGACACAGACAGGGAUACUCCUGAUGGAGACUCUGCUACUAUUGAAGCUCUUGAAAAGAAAGCUGUUGCCAAGGAGCAGCUUCCAUCUGAAGAGGAGGCUAAUGAGAUCCGGCCCGUCCAGACAAACAAGGCUUUAAAUAAACCCCUGGAACAAGAUGAUGCAAGCAGCUGGAGCCUCAACUCCAUAAGAGAUAGCUUCCAAACUGUGAACGGAUACUUUGACUCCCUGGUUGAGCUGGUCGGGGGACACAAUGGUGUCUGUGAAUACCGCUGUAGAUAUGGAGAACUGCCACUUCCUCGGCCUGGCUACAAGCACCAAGAACCCAAUGGCUGCAGCUCUUCGCUGGUGGGAUUGCAGGUGAAUGCUGCUCUUGAUGUGGGAAUCCCUGCAAUGACAAAGUGCUGUAACCAGCUGGAUAUGUGCUACGACACCUGCGGUGUGAACAAGUACGAUUGUGAUGCCAAGUUUCGCUCAUGUCUUCAUGGCUUCUGCUCUGACCUGAAGAAGAGUCUGGGCUUUGUUUCCAAAGUACAAGCUUGUGAAUCUAUGGCAGAUGCCCUCUACAACACAGUGUGGACUCUGGGCUGCAGGCCUUACAUGAACAGCCAGAGGGCAUCAUGUGUCUGCGAGGGAGAGGAGAGGGAUGAACUGUGACAGACAGAACACUGUAUUUCUCAAAAAUAACAGAGUAAUGGAUGUUUCUGCAUAUUACCAUUCCUUACAUAUGACCACUCAGGAAAUGUUCAGAGUAUCUGAAGUGGGAUUCGGUCAAAAGGCUUUAAGAAGUAAACUUUUGGUGACUUUACUAGACAUGAAUCCAGAUUAGUUGGUUCCAGAGACUGAAGCGUGCAUUUAGCCCAAAAAUAGCUGAGCCAAGACAGAAUCCCUCUCCUUUAUAUCAAACCCAGUCUCUAAAAUAGCCAAGUUAAUUACGCUAAGAUUAUUUGGACAAAAAAUUUACGUUUUUGUUGAGUUUUAUUUAAGUAAACUGCAGCAAAGAUAUUAUUGACAGCAGUUCUUAUUCCUUUAAUGGAGAGGUGUCAUAGGGCAUUCAUUCUAAGUGCUACAGUAUGGAAUCCGGUACCAUUAGCAGAUUAUUGCAAACAGUUUCAACUAAAAAUGUUCAUACAUAUUGUAUUAGCAGAGAUUAACUGUUUAAACUUUCACAAGGAGCUGCUGUUAAACCUAUCAUAGUUAUUUAGGGUUAAUCUCUUUAUCAUCGACCAAGGAAAGAUCACUACUGUACAUGCAAAAAGCCCUAUGAAGUAGACUGGGGAAAAUGUUGUAAACAGUUCAUACUGUUAUAUCAAAAAAGGAAUCUUGACAUUCAAUAUAAACCAUAAGUUAAUGUAAUAUCAGAACACUGACAAAAGGCCAACUACAGACAGAUUCAAGCAGUAAUUUUCAUUCUUUAUUUUAGGUUUAAUCUGUUAAAUCUUGAUAGCUCAGCAAAUGGCAAGAAUCAGUUGUUACACCCCACAACCAUUCAAUCAUUAGGGGGGAAGAGUGCACCUACGAUCUCACCGAGAGGAACUGUGGUCAAAUAAGUAUAAAUUUGACUUUGUUUGCCUUCAUGUCAAAAGAUACCUUUGCCAGAAUCAGUCAAUAUGCAUCACUUCAACAUACAGUAACAGGACGGUUAGCAGCUUUAUGCAUCAGUUUCUAACAUUCAUUAAAUGCAGCUGGCAGUUAUAACUAAUUCUACCAGUAAAUGUUUGGAUUUUGCCACAAGCUUUCCAUCAUGGGACUGCACAGAAAAUUAGACUUUGUGCUUUAACACAGGUAUCUUGGCUUUAUGAAAAAUUUCCCUUUGGUUUCCUGAUAAGCUGAUGUGGUCGGUUGAAAAAUUUGUAGGUUUAGCACAGUGACAAAGAAGUUAUAUGGUGGGGAAAAUAGCAAAAAAUUUAACAAGGGCCUCCUGUGAACAUGCAGACUUCUAAUAUCUACUUAUAUAACAUCAUAAUGCAUAGAUAUUAUUUCCCUCUGAGUAAAGUUUUGUAGAAAAUACAAAAUAAAAUGACUUUCCCCAGUAA
Molecule: messenger RNA, 2382 nt
Organism: Cyprinodon tularosa
Lineage: Eukaryota; Metazoa; Chordata; Actinopteri; Cyprinodontiformes; Cyprinodontidae
Gene: pla2g12b
Product: phospholipase A2, group XIIB
Exons: 4
Coding region: 140-1003 (287 amino acids)
Biological process (GO): lipid catabolic process; triglyceride homeostasis; phospholipid metabolic process
Cellular component (GO): extracellular region
Molecular function (GO): A2-type glycerophospholipase activity; calcium ion binding
Source: RefSeq, a predicted model, not a curated record